CCUGCAGGCUGCAUGAUGAGCUGCUCAGGACCAACGCAACUAUUCUUAGACCUUUCAUUGUUCUGACAGCCGUCACGCUGACGACAUGUGGAAGGUCAAGCCACCGGUUGCCGUUCCUAUGGAGACGAGGUACCGGACGAUUUUGGAGAGUUUGGUCCCCCCUGACCCUAUGGCCCAGUUCCACCUGAGGAGAGGUUCUCCCGACGAGGAGUUCCCUGACCUGAGCAGGAACUCUACCUGGAUGGGUCGGAUCCUCACACCGGCCAUGUACCGCCGACAGUUCGACCGCUGCACCCACAGCGGAGUCAUCUUCGAUGAUGUCAUACGCCCGGGCCUCGAGGAACCAGGUGACUGGUCCAGUCCUGUAUCUGUGGGCUGCGUCGCGGGCGAUGCUCAGUCCUACGUCCUGUUCUGUGACUUCUUCGACCGAGUCAUCGAGGCGCAUCACAAACACAAGAUCACCAGCCAGACGCCAGAGGGCGACUUCAACUUCGACAACUUGAAGGGGGGUGAUGACUUGGACAGGUCAUACGCUGUACGCUGUGAGGUGAGUGUUGUUCGAGGUGUUGAGGACUUCUGCUUCCCGACACACUGCAGCCGAGGAGAGCGCAGACAGCUCCUCACGCUGGCCAGGAGAGCUCUGCAGCGGCUGGAGGAGGAAGAGCUGCCGGGUGGGCUCCUCUUACUGGAGGAGCUGAACCAGGAGCAGCAGAGGGAGCUGAACUUGAACCCUCCGUCCUCCUUUCAGCUCCGUACCGGCGUGGCCCGGGACUGGCCCGACGCCAGGGCAGUCUGGGUGAGUAAAGACGGCAGCCUAGUGGUCUGGGUCAACAUGGAGGACCACCUCAGACUUGUAUCCACACGAGACGACGGCAACAUCGCCGAGGCAUUUAAAUGCAUCUGCAUCAACCUGCAGAAGCUGGAGGAGUUCUACAGAGAGCUCAGACACUCGUUCACCUGGAAGCAGCAGCUGGGGUGGGUGACCAGCUCUCCGGCUGACGUGGGGACGGGUCUGAGGAUCAGAGUCCACCUCAAACUGCAACACCUCCCCAAACACAAACGCCUGCAGGACAUCCUGAAGAGACUGAGGAUCUGCAUGGACACGACAGAAUCCCCGGUACUGUAUUGUGUUAGCAACGCGGCAACCUUCGGCCUAAGCGAGGUGGGACUGACACAGCUGGUGGUGGACGGGAUCAAACUGCUCGUCGCCAUGGAGAAGAGGCUGGAGAGUGGCCGAGAAAUCGAUGAGCUCGUUCCCACGCAGAAGUAGAUCUGGAUGAUGAUUGGCUGGAGUGAGGAAGAGAACAGAUCGGCCAAUCAAUCAGAUGGAUGUAUUUAACUUCAGAUUAAGCACUUUGAGCUGCAUUUCUUGUAUGAAAGGUACUAUACAUAUAAAGUUUAUUAUUAUUAUUAACUUAGCCUAUCAUACAAAAAACAGCAG
Sebastes umbrosus (honeycomb rockfish) is the source of this 1441-nucleotide messenger RNA. Its product is annotated as zgc:172076. Gene Ontology annotation, biological process: phosphocreatine biosynthetic process. Bases 86 to 1270 code for a protein of 394 amino acids. Lineage: Eukaryota; Metazoa; Chordata; Actinopteri; Perciformes; Sebastidae. The record is from RefSeq and is a predicted model, not a curated record. Gene Ontology annotation, molecular function: creatine kinase activity. The transcript is spliced from 9 exons.